AAUAAUCGUCAUCCAAACAACUUCAUUUCUUUAUCCAAACGACGACUUUCACACUUUCUCUCUCCCCCUUUUCUUAGAAUACACUUGCUCUUCUCCCACGAAGCUUCCCCUUUUCUCACCUCUUCAAACGGAAAUUCCCCUUCAAUUUCAAUCCACUCUGUUGUUUACUCGCUCUUAAUCAUUCUUCUGUCAACUGGGUUUUCAAGAUUUUGAGGAAAGAUUCAAUCUUUAUCUUUGAUUCUCUUUUUUCUUGACUGUUCAAGUUGCUAAACACACACACACAUAUUGGGGUUUAGUCACUCUAAAUCUUUCUUUUCCCACCUGGGUAUUGAAGAUUUUGUUGAAAGAUUCAAUCUUUAUGCUGUGAUUUUUAUCUAUUUAGUGACUUCAAGUCUUUGUUUUGUCAACUGGGUUUUCAAGAUUUUGCAAAAAAGAUUGAAUCUUUAAGUGGUCUUUCCUUUAUUCUUGAUUGCUCUAGUUGCUAGACAUAUAUGUAUGUUGGGGUUUAAAGGGUUUCUUGUUUAGGUAAAGUCAACGUUUACCUGAUUUUGUUUCUUGCUCUUUGAAUCAAUAACCAUAUAUGCUGAUUACAAUGGCUUAUGUAAGUAUCACCAAAAGGGGUCUUGGCUUACUGCAGUAUUAGCACUGUUUGCUUCAUUUGGUGCUGAAAGAGCAAGAAAGGACCAGCUUAAAGCAGAGGACUAGGUUUCGAGCUUGUAACUAAUGGAGGAUUCUUUGGAACCAUCGUCAUCAUUGAGCUUUACUUCAUCUUCCCUUAUAUCCAAUGGAUCUACAAGCUACAACAUAUCAACGCAAUCUGUCCCAGAAGGAGGUUCUAGUCUUGAAAUUAUCAGUUUAGCUAAGCUCAGUGCUAGCUUAGAGCAACUUGUGGUUAGUUCCAGUACUAUUGAUUAUAGUGAUGCAGAUAUUGUAGUUGAGGAUGUAUCUGUAGGUGUACACAGAUGUAUAUUGGCUUCUAGGAGUCAAUUUUUUUAUGAGCUUUUUAAGAAAGACAAGGAUUCUAUGGAGAAGGAAAGUAGGCCAAAAUAUUAUAUGAAGGAUAUGUUACCAUAUGGUAGUGUUGGACAUGAGGCAUUCCUUAUAUUCCUAAGCUACUUGUAUACCGGAAAGUUGAAGCCUUGUCCACCAGAGGUGUCGACAUGCGUUGACGAUCAAUGUAUCCAUCAUGCAUGUAGACCUGCUAUCAACUUCUCUGUGGAUUUGAUGUAUGCGUCAGCUAUCUUUCAGGUUCCAGAACUGGUUUCACUUUUUCAGCGGCGUCUUGUCAACUUUGUUGAGAAGGCUCUUGUGGAGGAUGUAAUCCCGAUCCUUUUAGUCGCCUUCCAUUGCCAGUCAGUUCAGCUUCUUAAUCAGUGUGUACAUAGAGUAGCUCGGUCUGAUCUUGAUAGUAUCUCGAUUGAGAAGGAAGUGCCAUACGAGGUAGCGAAUGAUAUCAAGUCGAUUCGCCUUAAAUACCAGAAUACCAAUGAUGAUACCUUGGUAGCUGAGGAUCCCUUGCGUGAAAAGAGCAUUAGAAGAAUACACAAGGCACUAGAUUCAGAUGAUGUUGAACUAGUGAAACUUCUCCUGACUGAGUCUGAUAUAACUUUAGAUGCAGCACAUGCUCUUCACUAUGCUGUUGCAUAUUGCGAUCCAAAAGUUGUAUCCGAGGUGCUUAAUUUGGGAAUGGCUGAUGUCAAUCUUCGUAAUCUUCGGGGUUACACAGUUCUCCAUGUCGCUGCACUACGCAGGGAGCCAUCAAUAAUUGUACCACUAUUGGAGAAAGGAGCUCGUGCAUUGGAAGCAACACCAGAUGGGCAGAACUCUGUUAGCAUCUGCAAGAGAUUGACAAGACCAAAGGAUUAUAAUGCGAAAACAGAACAGGGCCAAAAAUCAAACAAAGAUCGCUUAUGCAUUGAUGUAUUGGAGCGUGAAAUACGUAGAAAUCCAAUCUCUACAGAUGCGUCAAGCUCCUCAACAAGAAUUGUUGAUGAUCUGCAUAUGGAGCUUCUAUAUCUAGAAGAUAGAGUGGCAUUUGCACGACUGCUCUUCCCCUCUGAGGCGAAGCUAGCAAUGGACAUAGCUAAUGCUGAGACCACAUCUCAAUAUCCUGGUUUAAUGGCAUCAAGAGGUUCAAGCGGCAACUUAAGGGAGGUUGAUUUAAACGAAACACCCAUAGCAAAGAACGAAAGAAUCCUUGCAAGGAUGGCUGCCCUUAAAAAGACAGUGGAAACAGGUCGACGCUAUUUCCCAAAUUGCUCUGAAGUGCUAGAUAAGUUUAUGUUAGAUGAUUUGCAUGACGAUUCCUUAUACCUUGACAAAGGCUCCGCGGAAGAACAAAAGAACAAGAAGCAACGCUUUAUGGAGCUUAAGGAAGAUGUACACAAGGCCUUUACGAAAGACAAGGCUGAGCUACAUCGUGUAGGCUUGUCUUCCACAUCAUCCUCACCUACACUCAAGCGACAACGGAAAUUACUCAAGUAAAAUGUUGCAUCAAAUAUGUAUCUUCUAGUGAUUUUUUGACUUAAUAUAGAUGCUUCCAGUUAUGUAGCUAGAGCUUCUUAACUAUUGGCUCUGUUUGUGUAAAAUACUCCUAUAGGAUAAAACUUUGAGAACGAGCCAUCAAUGAGCUUUAUUAUCUUUCUUUUUUUUUUUGAAAUUUUCUUUUUGAUGUAGACCAUUAAUUCAAGUGAUUUUCUUGGUCAAAA
Messenger RNA from Daucus carota subsp. sativus, 2708 nucleotides. Its product is annotated as BTB/POZ domain and ankyrin repeat-containing protein NPR1. Lineage: Eukaryota; Viridiplantae; Streptophyta; Magnoliopsida; Apiales; Apiaceae. The coding region runs from base 724 to 2484 and encodes 586 amino acids. Gene Ontology annotation, molecular function: protein binding. The transcript has 5 exons. The record is from RefSeq and is a predicted model, not a curated record. Gene Ontology annotation, biological process: defense response to fungus; regulation of jasmonic acid mediated signaling pathway; defense response to bacterium. Gene Ontology annotation, cellular component: nucleus.